AUGGAGGGAAAUAGGGACAAUGAACAAAGGGAUAUGCGUACGUUGGCAGAUUUUGCAUCAGUGUCUGCACCUGCAUCUUUUAACAAUAUAGCCAAACCUGUGGUGAUUGCAGCUAACAUGGAAAUGAGGCCAUCAUUAAUUCACCUUGUUCAAAGUAACCCAUUUUCAGGACUGUCACACGAAAAUCCCUAUGAUCAUCUGACAACAUUCAAUCAAUAUUGCAAUACUGUGAAGAUGUUAAAUGUGUCAGAUGAGGCAAUCAGACUUAGUUUGUUCCCCUUCUCUCUGGCUGGAGAGGCAAAUAAAUGGUUAAAUUCAUUUCCAGAGGAAAGUCUGACAGAUUGGGAUGACGUGGUGGCAAAGUUUUUACAAAAAUAUUUCCCUCAAUCAAAAAUAAAUAAAGGCAAGCAGGAGAUAUCAUCCUUCCAACAGGAACCUGAUGAGACUUUGGGCAAGACAUGGGACAGAUUCAAGGGGUUGCUUAGAAAGACUCUCGUUCAUGGGUUUGACGUUCCCACUCAAUUAAACCUCUUUUUGGGAGGGAACAUUAGGUUGAAAACACCUGAUGAAGCUCAUCGGAUUAUUGAAAAUAUGGCAUCUAGUGACAAUGACGUUACCAGUGAGAGAGGGCAAAACCAGAAGAGGGGAAUGUUUGAGAUGCAAUCCCAAGAUGCCUUACUCGCCCAAAACAAAAUCAUUACUCAACAGCUUGAGUCUCUGAUGAAAAAAGUUUCACAAAUGCAACCCCAAAAUGUAUCACAGGCCCAACAUACUGUGCAAGGUUGUGAACUGUGUGGUGGAGAGCACCAAAAUGGAGAGUGUGCUAUUCUAACCAAUGCAAAGGAAGAGGUAAAUUAUAUGGGAAAUCAAGGCCGUCANGGAAAUUAUGGAAAUUAUAAUCAAGGAUGGAGACCUCAUCCUAGCAUGGGUCANGCUAGUUCCAGUAGACCACCACCUCCACAGUUUCAUCAACCAUCCACUGAUAGGAUCUCAAAACUGGAAGAAACUCUUCAACAGUUUAUGCAGAUGACCUUAUCAACCCAAAAGAGCACAGAUGCUUCUAUAAAGAAUUUAGAAUUUCAAAUGGGUCAAAUGGCAAAGAGAUUAGAAGAUAAGCCUGUGAAUACGUUUGGAGCUAACACUGAACCAAAUCCAAAAGAGCAUUGCAAAGCUAUCACUACAAGGAGUGGUAAAGUGUUAGAAAGCGCAAUUGUGAAGAAGGAUGAUAUAAAGGAAAAAUUAAAUGAUGAUCAGGAAGAACAGGAGGAAGAGAGCGAUAAGGAAAGUCAAUUUUCAAAAUUUAUGGCUCUCUUCAACAAGCUGAAAAUCACAAUUCCCUUUUCAGAAGCACUUCAACAGAUGCCCUCAUAUGCUAGAUUCAUGAAAGAUCUGUUGACCAAAAAAAGAAAGUAUAUUGAGGAAGAAACAAUUGAGGUGCAAGGGAAUUGUAGUGCCAUCAUCCAAAAACUUCUACCACCUAAAUUCAAAGACCCUGGAAGUUUUACUAUUCCAUGUGCAAUUGGAAAGCUCCCCAUUGGAAAAGCAUUGAUAGACUUAGGGGCAAGCAUUAAUUUAAUGCCCUUGUCUAUGUUAAAGAAGAUAGGGACAUGGAAGUAA
Molecule: messenger RNA, 1617 nt
Organism: Vigna radiata var. radiata (mung bean)
Lineage: Eukaryota; Viridiplantae; Streptophyta; Magnoliopsida; Fabales; Fabaceae
Exons: 3
Coding region: 1-1617 (538 amino acids)
Source: RefSeq, a predicted model, not a curated record